This is a messenger RNA of Otolemur garnettii (small-eared galago), 1692 nucleotides long. RefSeq names its product carboxypeptidase Q (gene CPQ). The record is from RefSeq and is a predicted model, not a curated record. Gene Ontology annotation, biological process: proteolysis; thyroid hormone generation; peptide catabolic process. Lineage: Eukaryota; Metazoa; Chordata; Mammalia; Primates; Galagidae. The transcript has 7 exons. Bases 31 to 1449 code for a protein of 472 amino acids. Gene Ontology annotation, molecular function: metallodipeptidase activity.
AUUUUAGGAAGAAAACCAACCAGGAAAAAAAUGAAGCUCCUUAUCUUCACAUUUGUUGGUGUUGUUCACCUAUUAUCCCUGGGCUCUGGGAAAGCUAUACACAAGGCUAGCACCCCUCAAAAGACUUUUAAAGAAAUACAAGAAGAAAUAGCCGGCUAUACAGAUGUUGCUAAAGCAAUCAUCAACCUUGCUGUUUAUGGCAGAGCUCAGAACAGAUCCUAUGAACGAUUGGCACAUCUGGUCGACACUGUUGGACCCAGACUGAGUGGUUCCAAGAACCUAGAAGAAGCCAUACAACUCACGUACCAAUCCUUGAAGGAUAGUGGGCUAGAGAAUGUCCACCUGGAACCGGUCAAAGUACCCCACUGGGAAAGGGGAGAAGAAUCCGCUAUGAUGGUGAAGCCGAGACUUUACAAGAUGGCUAUUUUAGGUCUUGGUUCCAGCAUUGGGACUCCUGCGGAAGGCAUUACAGCUGAAGUUCUGGUGGUGAACUCAUUCGAUGAACUGCAGAGAAGAGCCAUAGAAGCAAAAGGGAAGAUUGUUGUUUAUAACCAACCUUACAUCAGCUAUGCAACAUCAGUGAAAUACAGAGUCCAGGGGGCAGUAGAAGCUGCCAAGGUGGGGGCUUUGGCGUCCCUCAUUCGAUCAGUGGCUUCCUUCUCCAUCUACAGUCCUCACACAGGUAAUCAGAAAUACCAGGAUGGUGUGACCAAGAUCCCAACAGCCUGUAUUACAGUGGAAGAUGCAGAAAUGAUGUCAAGAAUAGCUUCUCAUGGGACCACCAUUGUCGUUAACCUGAAGAUGGGGGCAGUGAACUAUCCUGAUACGGAUUCCUUCAACACCGUAGCAGAGAUUACUGGGAGCAGGCACCCAGAACAGAUUGUACUGGUCAGUGGACAUCUGGACAGCUGGGACGUUGGGCAGGGGGCCAUGGAUGACGGUGGUGGAGCCUUUAUAUCAUGGGAAGCACUCUCACUUAUCAAAGAUCUUGGGCUGCGUCCAAAGAGGACUCUGCGCCUGGUGCUCUGGACUGCAGAGGAGCAAGGUGGAGUUGGUGCUUCCCAGUAUUAUCAAUUGCACAAGGUAAAUAUUUCCCAGUACAGCCUAGUGAUGGAGUCUGAUGCUGGAACCUACUUACCUACUGGGCUGCAGUUCACUGGCAGUGACAAGGCCAGGUCCAUCAUGGAAGAGGUCAUGAGCCUGCUGCGGCCCCUUAAUAUCACGCAGGUCUUUACCAAAGGAGAAGGGGAAGACAUUAACUUCUGGAUCCAAGCCGGUGUGCCUGGAGCCAGUCUGCUUGAUGACUUGAAUAAAUAUUUCUUCUUCCAUCACUCCCAUGGAGACACCAUGACUGCACUGGAUCCAAAGCAGAUGAACGUGGCUGCGGCUGUUUGGGCUGUUGUCUCUUACGUCGUUGCAGACCUGGACGAAAUGCUGCCUAGGGUCUAGAAACAGCAACGAGGAAAGCAUUGCCCUUUCUAGCCAGGAAUCUUGGUCGAUAGCCUCUGCAAGUAAUAAUUUCAUCUGAUUCAUCUUCAAAGCAAAACCUUUUUUGUUUCUAGAUCAGGAAUGAUCCGCCCCGCCACUAGAAUCAACAGAUAGUAGGGAUCACAAUGGGCACAUUUCUUUAUACUACUUUUUAAAAAUGUUGUAUCUACUUUUAAUAAACCCUGAAUAAAUCUUUGGAAGGUC